Molecule: messenger RNA, 4052 nt
Organism: Balaenoptera acutorostrata (minke whale)
Lineage: Eukaryota; Metazoa; Chordata; Mammalia; Artiodactyla; Balaenopteridae
Gene: TFAP2A
Product: transcription factor AP-2 alpha
Exons: 7
Coding region: 911-2206 (431 amino acids)
Biological process (GO): regulation of cell population proliferation; anatomical structure development; regulation of transcription by RNA polymerase II
Cellular component (GO): nucleus
Molecular function (GO): RNA polymerase II transcription regulatory region sequence-specific DNA binding; DNA-binding transcription factor activity, RNA polymerase II-specific
Source: RefSeq, a predicted model, not a curated record
UCCCCCUCCCCCCUCCCUUCCUCCUCUCGGGCUCUCCCUCCUUCCCGCCCUCCCCUCUCCCCACUCCGUGCUCCUCUCUCGCGCCCACACUUUCUUUCUCACACACGCACGCAGACACAUUCUCCCUCUCUGCGCGCUCGCCCUCGGUCUCCCUCUCUCCCUCUUUCUCUUUCACUUUUGCUUGCCCUGCAACCUUUUAAAAUGUUGCCCCUUCCCUGUGAUUCGCCAGCCGCCGCGCCGCGGCCCCCCGCGCGCUCGCCCGCUCCCUCUCUCGCCCGCUUUUUGUCUCUCGCGCUCCCUCUCCCCUCCUCCGAUUUGCUACACUGAGGCUCCCGUCAAUGGACUGCAUUGAGAGCCGGCUCCGGCGCGAGUUGCCUCUCCGCUUCACGCUCGAUUUCCAGGCAUUCUUCCCUUAUUAAGUAUUCGUGUAAUAUUAAUAGUCAUGAAUAUCUGCUAUUAGCAGGCUCCAGGAACGCUGCCCAGCGCGGUUAUUAGAAGCUCAAGCGAAGCCGCCGCUAAGAAAAGAGGGGGAGACACGGAUUAAGGAACACGCGCGCGCGCGCGCACACACACACACACACACACACACACAGACACACACACACACUUCUUGCUUUUUGCCUUUUUGGGGUUUUUCAUUUUUUAAGGAACUUUGAAUCCUACCCGCUCACGGCAGGAUAGAGACCGUGGGUUCGACCAGCUGAAGGCGCCGCUCGAAUCGGUGGUUCAAGUUCGGAUGGACCAGAGCGGGGCUCCAGCGCUCGGGGGAGCGGCGCCGUGACCGGAGUCCCGGGUGGCGCGGGGCUCUCGGCGCCUUUUGUGUGGGGCGCGCUCGGGCAGCGGGGCAGCCGGGCUCUCCGGGCUUGCUUGUUGUUUUCCACCCUGACUCGUUACCCCAGACUCUUCGCAGAUGUUAGUUCACAGUUUUUCAGCUAUGGACCGUCACGACGGCACCAGCAACGGGACGGCACGGUUGCCCCAGCUGGGCACUGUAGGUCAAUCUCCCUACACGAGCGCCCCGCCGCUGUCCCACACCCCCAAUGCCGACUUCCAGCCCCCCUACUUCCCCCCGCCCUACCAGCCUAUCUACCCCCAGUCGCAAGACCCUUACUCCCACGUCAACGACCCCUACAGCCUGAACCCACUGCACGCCCAGCCGCAGCCGCAGCACCCGGGCUGGCCCGGCCAGAGGCAGAGCCAGGAGUCUGGGCUCCUGCACGCGCACCGGGCGCUGCCCCACCAGCUGUCGGGCCUGGAUCCCCGCAGGGACUACCGGCGGCACGAAGACCUCCUGCACGGCCCCCAUGGGCUCGGCUCAGGACUCGGAGACCUCCCGAUCCACUCCUUACCUCACGCCAUCGAGGACGUUCCGCAUGUAGAAGACCCGGGUAUUAACAUCCCAGAUCAAACUGUAAUUAAGAAAGGCCCCGUGUCCCUGUCCAAGUCCAACAGCAACGCCGUCUCCGCCAUCCCCAUCAACAAGGACAACCUCUUCGGCGGCGUCGUGAACCCCAACGAAGUCUUUUGUUCAGUUCCGGGUCGUCUCUCGCUCCUCAGCUCCACCUCGAAGUACAAGGUCACGGUGGCGGAAGUACAGCGGCGCCUCUCACCGCCGGAGUGUCUCAACGCUUCGCUGCUGGGCGGAGUGCUGCGGAGGGCGAAGUCUAAAAAUGGAGGAAGAUCUUUAAGAGAAAAACUGGACAAAAUAGGAUUAAAUCUGCCAGCAGGGAGGCGUAAAGCUGCCAAUGUCACCCUGCUCACAUCACUAGUGGAGGGAGAGGCCGUCCACCUCGCCAGGGACUUUGGGUAUGUGUGCGAAACUGAAUUUCCUGCCAAAGCAGUAGCUGAAUUUCUCAACCGACAACAUUCCGAUCCCAAUGAGCAAGUGACAAGAAAAAACAUGCUCCUGGCUACAAAACAGAUAUGCAAGGAGUUCACCGACCUGCUGGCUCAGGACCGAUCUCCCCUGGGGAACUCGAGGCCCAACCCCAUCCUGGAGCCCGGCAUCCAGAGCUGCUUGACCCACUUCAACCUCAUCUCCCACGGCUUUGGCAGCCCGGCGGUGUGCGCCGCGGUCACGGCCCUGCAGAACUAUCUCACCGAGGCCCUCAAGGCCAUGGACAAAAUGUACCUCAGCAACAACCCGAACAGCCACACGGACAGCAGCGCCAAAAGCAGUGACAAAGAGGAGAAACACAGAAAGUGAGGCGCUCCUCCUGCCCCGCCCCCUGCCCGCGCCGCCUCCCCGGCCCCAGCGCGCCCACCCACUCCAUCUCCAUCUCCAUCAUCUCCAUCUGCAUCAUCUCCAUCUCCAUCUGCAUCAUCUCCAUCUCCAUCUGCAUCAUCUCCAUCUCCAUUUCCAUCUGCAUCAUCUCCAUCUCCAUCUCCAUCUCCAUCACCCCCCACCGAUCACCACCGGCAGGUGACAGCUCCGGGAUCAGCAACCCCCCACUGCUGCUACUGCUGCUGCUGCUGCCGCCGCUGCCGCCACCGCCUUCGGUCCGGAGUCUCGGGGUCCCGGGGACGGCGCUCCACUGUGAGCGGGGCGACCCCGCAGUCUCAGGCCCCGGCCCCGACUUCCUCCAUCAGCACCAACUCCCCUUUGCCCUCGUGUGGAGCCUAAGAGAACAGAACAGGCCGUGAAGCCAGCAAAGAAAAGUUCUGUCGGAGUUUGUGAACCUUUUUUUUUUUUUUUUAAACUAACAAAUCAACAACGACAACAAAAAAAAAUUUAAAACUUUUUUUUUUUAGAAAAAAGAACGUAAAAAUUAAAAAAAAAUUAUAUGAGCUUCAUGGGACGGAAUCACCACCUUCUCUUACAUGCUUCAGAUUGUAGCCAUACUAAAAAAAAAGAAAAAGAAAAAAAAAAGGCAAAAAAGGCUAAUGACAUUUUUAUCAGUAUUGUGAAUAAACUUGAACACAGAUACUCGAAGUUCCAUGUCUUGUCUUCAGUUCUAGAAGUUUUCCCUCUUCAAGGUAAAGCGACCAACUUGAACUCUCUCUGGCAACACGAUUCACAGUUCUAUAAGGGAAUCAGUGUUCACGUCUCUGUAUAUAUUUAUUUAUGUGUAAUUUAAUGGGAAUUGUAAAUAUGGUGAGUCUGUUUUAAGCCUUUUUUUUUUUAAUUUAUCUGGUGAUCUCGUUUACCUCUUGUUUAGUGGGUUUUGAAUCUUCCCUAUUAGUUCUUCAUGUGGUUCAUGGUACUUAUUUAGGAAUCCAAGGUUUGGGGGAUUUUUUUUCCUCUGGUAUUCAUGAAUUUAGCCCUGUUGUAGCAUGUUAAAAAUGACAAUGAAACAGCUGAACAAAUAAAAAAAGUAAAAUAAAAUUUUAUAAAUAAUUAGUAUUGCAUUUAGCUUUUCAUUGAACUGAAAGAAAAAAGUGCUAUUGGACCCUGGAAAGAUUUUUAACUUGAGUGGUUUGAUAACCGUUCUAUGUAUUGUGGGGAGAAAAAAAAAGUUUAUUUUAUUCCACUGUCCUCCCUUAAAAGCAUCAUUUGAGCAAUAAAUGAGUAUUGUCUUUAAACCAAGGGUUAGGGAUUCCCCCCCCCCCCCUUUUUGUUCAAAGAACUUCAAACAUUUGGGACCACCUGGUAUUCUGUAUUUUCACUGGCCAUUUUGGAAGCAGUUCUAGCUGUAUUGUACUGAGUUGUGCUGGCAGUAGUUUCCAUGCCUGUCAAUGUAUCAUAGUCCUUUGUUGCCCAGAUAAAUAAAUAUUUGAUACGCUUUAUGUCGAUUUUUUUUAUUCAGUGGCUGUCUUUACCCAGGCGUAUUUUUGUUCUUGGCAGUAUUUUUUAUUCAGUAUGGUUACAGUAAUUGAGUUUAACUCUCCCUUGGCAAUUGCUCCUUGCAAUAAGCAGCUGAACCCAUUGUUUCCCUCAAGUAUAAUAAAAACUUACUUUCAACUUGGAGUUCAGAGCAGGGUAUCAUUUAGAUAUUCCACUGAGUCUGUAUUCAGACAAAUGACACAAUAAAACCCAAUGUAUUCUUUUGGAUAAAAGAUUGUUUGUACUGCUAAAGGAAUGACAUACUAUCUUUUCCUUACUAGAAACAUUA